This is a messenger RNA of Impatiens glandulifera, 1547 nucleotides long. RefSeq names its product probable trehalose-phosphate phosphatase D. The transcript is spliced from 10 exons. Gene Ontology annotation, molecular function: trehalose-phosphatase activity. The record is from RefSeq and is a predicted model, not a curated record. The coding region runs from base 125 to 1246 and encodes 373 amino acids. Lineage: Eukaryota; Viridiplantae; Streptophyta; Magnoliopsida; Ericales; Balsaminaceae. Gene Ontology annotation, biological process: trehalose biosynthetic process.
AUUUCUCUCACUUCCCAUUUCCAGAUUUUGCCUCUUUCUCUCUCUAGUUACUUUCAAUUCGAUUGUUAUAAACACAUAUUGUUCUCUGUUUUCUUUUCUUGCUCAUCCAAACAGCUUGAUCAAGAUGACUAACCAGAAUGUAGUGGUUUCCGAAGCUGACUCAGCCAUUGGCAUGGUGAUAUCACUUGUCAUGUCUGACCCAAAUCUCUCCAUGACAACACCACCCGCCGCCGCUGUUUCUCCGAUCACCACCGUCGCAGGCGGCGGCUACAUAACCAUCCCAAGAACGAAGCUUUUCAAGAAAACAUUGCUUGACAAAGUACCCAAUUCAUGUUGGGUCGAUUCCAUGAGAGCCUCUUCUCCUACCCGAAGCUUUUCUUCUGCUAUUUCAUCAGAGUCGGAUGAUAAAUGGAAAAUUCAACACCCUUCUGCUCUCGACAUGUUUGAUCAAAUCACAAGGGCGUCUAAUGGGAAAAAGAUUGUUAUGUUUUUGGACUAUGAUGGUACAUUGUCACCCAUUGUUGAAGAUCCAGACCGAGCAUUCAUGACUAACGAGAUGAGACAAGCCGUGAAAGAGGUAGCUAAAUACUUCCCCACUGCUAUUGUCAGUGGAAGAUGCAGAGCUAAGGUUUCUAAUUUUGUGAAGCUUUCACAACUCUAUUAUGCUGGAAGUCAUGGUAUGGACAUCAAAGGCCCAACCAGAGGACCCAAACAUAAUCCAGAUGGAAAUCAAUCUGUUCUUUGCCAACCUGCCAAGGAUUUUCUUCCUAUGAUAGCCGAGGUUAACGAAAUCUUAAUUGAGAAAACAAAGUCGAUACCAGGAGCUAAGGUGGAGAACAACAAGUUUUGUCUAUCGGUUCAUUAUCGUUGCGUUGAUGAGAAGAGGUGGGAUGAGUUAGCGGAGCAGAUUAGAUCGGUUUUAAAGGAGUAUCCGAAGCUGAGAAUGGCGACUGGGAGAAUGGUAUUUGAAAUACGCCCAACAAUCAAAUGGGACAAGGGAAAUGCCCUAGAAUUCUUGUUGGAGUCUUUAGGCUACAAUAAUUCAAAGAAUGUGUUCCCAAUUUACAUUGGUGAUGAUCGAACAGACGAAGAUGGCUUUAAAGUUUUACGCGAAAGAGGACAAGGAUUUGGAAUCCUCGUUAGUAAAUAUCCUAAGGAAACGUACGCCAAAUAUUCGUUACGAGAACCAUUGGAGGUUAUGGAGUUUUUGAUGCGUCUGGUGGAAUGGAAACGAUCAAUGGCAUAACAGUAAUAAUUAUAUAUGUAUAAGAGUUUCCACUAAGAAGGGUUAAUGUCUGUUAAAUUUUUUCUUUUAUGUUUUAAAAGCUAUUAUGGGAAAGUUGAUAUCAGAUGAAUCAGCCUGCCCCUUAAUUAUUAUUAUUAUUUUUUUUUCUAAAUUUAACUUGUGUAGAAAUUAAAUCCACCCACCAGAAAAUUUUGGUUCAGGGAGGAGGGAUGGCAUAAUUGUAAUUUUCCUGUAGAGAGUUUUCUUGGAAACAAGAGCUUGUUCAAUAUCUUAAUAUAUAAUAUGGAACAACCUUUUAAUU